CCAGCCCCAGUUUAAGGAACCACAAAGUACAGUGAGCAUGUUUUAAGGCGGCGUCUCCGUCUGUCCGAGUCCUAUUUAUUCAUCAAGCUUCAGACGGAAACAUACUCCAGAGAGUCAAGUAGGCGAAACAAACAGGGUAGUGUGAUGGGAUCGGCUAAUCUCUCAUGGACGCCGCCAGCAUGGGACGAACUCAACUUAACACGCGAUUGCGAUCUAUUCGGUCAAUUCUUCUCUGGUAUUUCGAGGAACGGUCUCCUUAAUGCGCCGCUUGGGAUUACCGUGCAGUUUUUCCUCUCUGCUUUUCCUCCACACAUCUCCCCUGAACCGACAGUGCCGCAGAUUGUAGAACUAUGGCAAGCUAUCGCGGCGAACUACACAAGUGGAGGAGUCGGUGCUGGGGAAAUGUUUAAUAGCGUGUAUGAAGCUGCGCAAGGGGCUUGCCACGAUGCAUACUGCGGCGCUGUUGGGUUCCAGGGCAAUGCGGAUCUUGUAGGGAAUGGGGUUAUGAUUGCCUAUUUGAUUGAAGCAGCUUUAGUAUCACUGUUUCUGGUCGCAAUAGGUUUGCACCACCUGAGAAGCCGCCUGUACCAGGAAAGACCUGUUCCGAAGCAAACAGUGGGCUAUAUCUCUGCAGCAGCCCGAGUCCUUGACGCUUUCCGUGGCAGCAUCACAAACUUUUGGAGCAGUGCUGCAGUACUGAGCUUGGCCAUGCUGAUAGUCUCUCUGCGUAUAACGGCACGGGCUACAAUCUACGUUGAGAGGGCUGUUCAGGCUUGGAGGAGCGGCUCAGCUGUUAGUGCAUAUGACACUCAGCUCGCCACCAUCGUCUCAUGUUUCUCGCUUUUUCCCGUCCUCAUACUUGGCCUCCUGAUGAAAAAUCGUGGCCGCCGCCGGUGGCUAGCGGGCAUCGUCCACAUCGUCUUGUAUGUGCUAGUCCUCGUUCAAAUCCGACUGGCCAUAUCCCGCACUAGUGUUGCAUCAAAAAUAAAGAGCUCCCUAGGCGCAGCUUGUAAUCCAAUGACUGUGGAUAAGAUGUUCCGCAAGUAUGGCUCGCCUGUGUUUUAUGUACUUAUUGCUGUUCCUGUCGGUCUAGCUGUGUUGUUGGCUGCCGCUGCUGUUUUGUUUCGUGUUGGCCGAAGCGAGUCAGAAAACCAGGCAGAACGAACGAAAACCUGGCGCCUGGUUACAAAUUUGCUACGCCUGUACGGAGUCUCUCUGAUAGCAUUUACCUCCCUUGCCUGCUUUGUGCUUAUGUGGGCAUCGAUUGGACUGCUGCUGUCUAUGAGAAACCUCAUCAUAGAGAAUGUUGGACACAAUGACCCAGCAUUAGAAUGGACCUUUGGCCAAUUCCUGGCAUUAGCGACUUGGAUUCCCGUUCUCGUGGAGUGGGUGUAUAUCCUGAUAUUCGGUUUACAGAGAGGACUAGAGGGCCAUGUCCCAAAGGACUACGUUGUUAUGCAUACAAGCCAUACUGCACAGUCUCCGGCUUCACAAGAACUGAUUCAGGACGUGCAACAGCAAACAGAGGCGACAAAAUAGUGCAUAUAGUUUGGUGCCCACUUAAACAAGUAUGCUAUGUCUCUGUCAGCACGGGAAAGCACCUUCAAUCGGAAAUUAUGGGGGUGGGUGUAUCUUGCAUAGUAUAUAGUCCAUGGGGCUUGCAAAUUGGGCGGCAACUGCAAGCAAGUGAAACGAAACCAGAUCGUCUAGAAUGCCAUUUCCCCAUUAAGGGGAUUCUAAACGAAUUGAUACAC
Aspergillus novofumigatus IBT 16806 is the source of this 1754-nucleotide messenger RNA. RefSeq lists its product as uncharacterized. The record is from RefSeq and is a predicted model, not a curated record. The coding region runs from base 145 to 1539 and encodes 464 amino acids. Lineage: Eukaryota; Fungi; Ascomycota; Eurotiomycetes; Eurotiales; Aspergillaceae. The transcript is spliced from 3 exons.